Ornithorhynchus anatinus (platypus) is the source of this 1797-nucleotide messenger RNA. RefSeq names its product SHC adaptor protein 1 (gene SHC1). NCBI's taxonomy places the organism in Eukaryota, Metazoa, Chordata, Mammalia, Monotremata, Ornithorhynchidae. Gene Ontology annotation, molecular function: receptor tyrosine kinase binding. Bases 34 to 1773 code for a protein of 579 amino acids. Gene Ontology annotation, cellular component: plasma membrane. The record is from RefSeq and is a predicted model, not a curated record. The transcript has 12 exons. Gene Ontology annotation, biological process: cell surface receptor protein tyrosine kinase signaling pathway; intracellular signal transduction.
CCCCCCUCCCCCGGCCGGGCCGGGGUCCCCGCCAUGGAUCUGCUGCCCCCCAAGCCCCGGUACAGCCCCCUGCGGAACGAGUCGCUGUCCUCGCUGGAGGAGGGGUCCUCGCCGGGGUCCCCGCCGGGCCCCGGCCCCAGCCCCAGCCCCACCACCCUCUGCUCCUUCUUCUCCCUGGGGGGCGGCCCGCGGCCGGGGGGCGGCAGGGCCGAAGACUCAGCCCGGACCCCCCGCCCGCCCGCCGGACAUCUCCCCCAGGAAAUGAGUCGCCUGGGCAGCGGAGGAGGAGGCGGCGGAGGAGGAGGAGGAGGAGGAGGAGGAGGAGGGGGCUCCGGAGGAGGAGGAGGAGGCCGUCGGACCCGGGUGGAAGGAGGCCAGCUCGGCGGCGACGAGUGGACGCGGCACGGCAGCUUCGUCAACAAACCCAGCCGGGGCUGGCUGCACCCCGACAGCAAGGUCCUGGGGCCCGGAGUCUCCUACGUGGUGCGGUACAUGGGCUGCGUGGAGGUGCUACAGUCCAUGAGGGCCCUGGACUUCAACACUCGGACCCAGGUCACCAGAGAGGCCAUCGGCCUGGUGUGUGAGGCCGUACCCGGUGCCAAGGCGGCCGUUCGCAGGAGAAAGCCCUGCGGCCGCCCGCUGACCACCAUCCUGGGGAGGAACAACCUCAGGUUCGCGGGGAUGGUCGUCACCCUGACCGUGUCCACCAGCAGCCUCAACCUCAUGGCCUCCGACUGCAAGCAGAUCAUCGCCAACCACCACAUGCAGUCCAUCUCCUUUGCCUCCGGUGGGGACCCGGACACGGCUGAGUACGUAGCUUACGUUGCCAAAGAUCCCAUCAAUCAGAGAGCCUGCCACAUCCUGGAGUGCCCAGAGGGCCUGGCACAAGAUGUCAUCAGCUCCAUCGGCCAGGCCUUCGAGCUGCGCUUCAAGCAGUACCUGAGGCACCCGCCCACCCUCGUCACCCCCCACGACAGGAUGGCCGGCUUCGAGGGCUCCGCCUGGGAUGAGGAAGAGGAGGAGGAGGAAGAGGAGGAAGAAGAAGAGGAGGAGCCCCAGGGCCACCAGUAUUACAACGACUUCCCCGGGAAGGAGCCCCCCUUGGGGGGCGUCGUGGACAUGAGGCUGCGAGACGGGGCCGCCGGGCCCCCCCGCCAGCCCCCGCCCGGCGGCCCCAACCUCCUGGGGGCCACUCUGCCCGUCGGACAGCUGAGCGGAGCGGACGGUGACCCGCGGAAACAGCCGCCCCCGGCCCCCGGCCAAGGCCGGGACAUGUUCGACGACCCGUCCUACGUCAACGUCCAGCACCUGGACAAAGGGCGGCCGGGAGGCGGCCCUCCCACCCCCACCAACGGCAGUGCCACCCGUGACCUCUUCGACAUGAAGCCCUUCGAGGACGCCCUGCGGGCCCCGGCGCCCGGGUCGGGCGCGUCCCCGGCCCCGCGGGCGGCGUCCAUGGAGGAGCAGCUGCGGCAGGAGGCCUGGUUCCACGGCAAGAUGAGCCGCCGCGAGGCCGAACAGCAGCUGCGCCUCAACGGGGACUUCCUGGUGCGGGAGAGCACCACCACCGCCGGCCAGUACGUGCUCACCGGCCUGCAGGGCGGUCAGCCCCGGCACCUGCUCCUCAUCGACCCCGAGGGCGUGGUGCGGACGAAGGACCACCGCUUCGAGAGCGUCGGCCAUCUCAUCAGCUACCACAUGGACAAUCAGCUGCCCAUCAUCUCGGCCGGCAGCGAGCUGUGCCUGCAGCAGGCCGUGGAGCGGAGGCACUGACCGCCCCCCCCCCCCGACCCCCGG